Messenger RNA from Stomoxys calcitrans (stable fly), 2553 nucleotides. RefSeq lists its product as uncharacterized. The transcript has a single exon. The record is from RefSeq and is a predicted model, not a curated record. NCBI's taxonomy places the organism in Eukaryota, Metazoa, Arthropoda, Insecta, Diptera, Muscidae. Bases 1 to 2553 code for a protein of 850 amino acids.
AUGUCCGGAAGACGUCGUCGUGCGAACAUAGGUCGUAGUACAGUGAAUGCCAGAAGAGCACGUUCAGCAAGAGAUGAAGAAUCGUCAACGGAACGCGAGGCUCGCCUCAGCCAGCUCCGAGAAAGAAAUAGAACUGCGAGAGAAAGAGAAUCCUCAAUGGAGCGUGAGGCUCGCCGCAGCCAGGAUCGGGUUAGACGUAGAGUUCAGAGAGCCAGAGAAUCCUCUGUAGAUCAUGAGGCUCGCCUCAGCCAGAAUAGAAAUCGAAUACAGAGAACGAGAGAAUCAGCACAGACACAUAGUAACGCUGAACAAAACGGACAACCGAUCAGCCACAGAUGGGUAAAUAAAGAAUAUUCUGCCAUGAAUUACGAUCCUUUGAUUUGUUACAAGGAUGAUCGUAUUGUGUCCAUAGGUACUAUGUCAGUAGUGUGUGAAUAUUGUUUGGCAUUGAAGUUCAAGGACGAAUCGAAAGGUUUGUGUUGCUUACAAGGAAAAGUAAAAUUAGAAGAAAUUCUUCCUCCACCUGAACCACUUCACUCUCUGCUUACGGGUGAUCAUCCGAAAUCCAAACAAUUCAUACGCAAUAUCCGCCGUUACAAUAACGCAUUUCAAAUGACGUCUUUCAAAAGUAAGCAAGUUGUUGAGCGCGGUUUUAUGCCUACAUUUAAAAUUCAAGGGCAAGUGUAUCACUUGGCUGGGAGCUUGCUACCACUUCGACCAGAUGAUCACAAAUUUCUGCAAAUUUAUUUUAUUGCAGACCCAGAUACACAAGCAUCAACGCGGUGUUCGAUUGUCGCACAGCCAAUAGAUAUAGAUUUGAUCAGAUCUCUUCAAGAUAUGUUACAUUCUCAUAACAGCUACAUUCAGUCUUUUAAAACUGCUAUUGAGAGUGUUCCAGUAGAUACUCCAGACUACAAUGUCGUAAUCCAUGCAAAUAAAGUUCCUGUUGGAGAACACAGAGGGCGAUAUAAUGCGCCGUCCACGAGUGAAGUAGCAGUGGUAAUAGCUGGACAGCAAUUCGACAAAAGAGAUAUUGUGUUGCGCAGUCGUGAUGAUAAUUUGCAAAAAAUAUCAGAGUUACACAGAUCUUAUGACAGCUUACAAUAUCCUUUGAUGCUAUGUCGCGGAGAAGAUGGUUAUACCAUUAAUGUUCCUCAAGUUGACCCAACCAGUAGUGCACCUCUGCGUAAGACAGUGUCGUGUAUGAACUACUAUUGCUACCGUAUAAUGACAAGACAAAACAAUUUCAACUCUUUGCUUAGAUAUGGAAUGUUGACAAACCAAUACUUUGUCGAUCAAUAUGCGAAAAUUGAAUCUGAGAGAUUGGCUUACAUUCGUAACAAUCAAACUAAAUUGAGAGCAGAAAAUUACGUUCACCUUCAGGAUGCUUUACAGGCGAAUGAACACAGCAACAACAUUGGACAGUUGGUUAUACUACCUUCAUCAUUCACAGGUGGACCUCGAUAUUUACAUGAAAAAUCACAGGACGCAAUGACUUAUGUCAGACAUUACGGUAAACCUGAUUUAUUCAUUACUGCAACAUGUAACCCAAAUUGGCCAGAAAUCAAAGAAAAUAUUAAUACCAAUUUAACUCCACAAGACAGAUAUGAUAUAGUUAAUAGAGUCUUCCAUUUAAAAGUACAGAAACUCCUACACCUCAUUAACAAGUCUCAUAUAUUCGGUCCGCCGCGCUGUCAUAUGUACACUAUAGAGUGGCAGAAACGUGGUUUGCCACAUGUACAUCUGCUGGUGUGGUUAGUGAACAAAAUUAGACCAAAUCAAAUCGACAGCGUAAUUUCAGCUGAAUUACCGGUUAAGGAAGAUGAUCCCGUCCUGUUUGAAAUAGUAAAAAAACACAGGGUACACGGUCCCUGCGGGACUUUAAAUCGUAAUUCUGCAUGUAUGCGAGAUUCCAAAUGCAGCAAAAAAUUUCCGAAGCCGUUUCAAAUACAAACAUCUACUAGCGAUGACGGAUAUCCCAAAUAUCGACGACGAUCGCCAGAUCAGGGUGGGCAAAGUGCCACAGUCGGAAACUACGAUAUUGAUAACCGAUGGAUCGUUCCACAUAAUCCGCUCCUUUUAAAAAUUUUUGAUGCCCACAUCAACGUCGAGUUGUGCAGUUCAAUAAAGUCGAUCCAAUAUGUUACUAAAUACAUUAAUAAAGGUAGCGAUCAAGCUACUUUCAGCAUACAAUCACCAAAUGAAGUGGAAACAUAUCAGUCUGGACGUUACAUAUGCAGUUCUGAAGCAGUAUGGAGGAUGUUAUCAUUCGAAGUUCACGACCGAGCUCCCACUAUUGUCCACCUUGCAGUUCAUUUAGAAAAUGGACAAAGAGUAUAUUUCACUGAGAACAAUAUACAAGAAGUUGUCUAUAACCCGCGGGACACUACAUUAACAGCAUUCUUCAAGUUAUGCGCUCAAGAUGAUUUCGCGAAAACACUGACAUAUGACAGAGUUCCAACUUACUAUACAUGGAACCAGAGUUCUAAAACAUUCCAACGACGAAAACAAGGAACUGCGGUCGAUGGUUUCCCCGGAAUAAAAAAAAACUGA